GGUAGGCUGUCAUUCUGCAAAAGCUGCUCAGCACAGGCUUUCCUCCGAAAAGCAGUGCCGUUCCUUUUGAGGAAGACUGAAUCUAAAUGUUGUCUCUGGAGAGAAGCAGCCUUCAGUAUGUUAAAUUACUUUCAUUAUGUAUUUUCAGAUGCCUAUUGAUUGCACAGUAGGAAGAGUGAGAGACUGCAGCAGCCUCUAAGCAGCACUACAUGUUCCAUACAUUAGGAGCACUGCUGAAACAAUGGCACAGCACAGACACAUAUUUUCAUUAAGGUCAUUUCUGAAGAGAUGUUUAUGACCCUCUUUCCCCAGUUCUCUACUAGCAAGUGUGCAAAAUGAAUCAACCAAAACUGGAAAUGCUUCAACUACAUCAAGAAUUUAUCAAAUCUUUAGCAGAGGGCCCACGCGGGCUAAUUCACUAUUUACAACUGACAACAUGAAGAAAGCAACUGAGCUUCUCCUGGCCGAUGGUAGCCACAGACUACAAGAUAUUCUUGUAACAUAUGAUUUUAAGACAUCAAGGGGUUAAACCAGAAAAUGCAUCUACAUUACUGCUGGAAUAUAACAGAUCACCAGUAUCCUAAGAAAUGCUACACAGAAUAAUCACAAAAAGGAAAAGACAUCACUGUGAAAGCCUGAAAACAAAAUGGUGAGCAUUUUUAAAGGGAGAGUUUAUCCUUUCGCAUACCACAACUGUGAAAGCUAGCAAUUCUUGAAGAAACCUCAAUUUCCAAAAAGGAGAAUGACACACUUUACUGAGAAGCAAAAUGAAGCUUUAGCAAGGGCUUUCUGCACUAACUCUUCAGAAAUUCAUUUCCAUUGAUGUGACUAAUGGAUUUUUCCAUCUGAGUUUUACGACCAAUUAUGUAUCCUCUUCUAAUGAAAACAAACCAAAUUAAAUAGCAGAUGGUUUUUAUCACAAGAACAUGGACUGGAUUUAUAAUAUAAAGCAAGUUAUGUGAUCAAGAAAUCAUUGCAAAAUAAUGAGGACGGCUGUAGGAACAGAUUUACAAUUGUAACAAAAGGAUGUCUAAAUACAUUUUAGAAGCUAGAAAGCUUGUGUUUCCUUUUUUGUUUUCACAUAUUCUGGAAAACAGAGACAAUACCAUAUAUUCCCUCAAAGGGAAAAGUAAUUCCUAUCAUCUAAGGAAGUUUCUACUGGUCACGACUUUUUAAGGCAAAGCAAACACAAAUAUUAUGUACUGUUCUUUAGAAAUCCAACAGCCAACUAAAUCUCAAUUCAUGCAGCUGAAGUACUGGAGAGAAAAAUGAGAGAAUUCCUACAAGUAUGAAAUAAAACACAGCUACUUCCUUGUUGUCAGGUAAAAAAUCUUAUCAAAAUAUGUCAAUGACAUCAUGUAUCAAUUUCUGAAAAACUGUCAUAGUGAGCCAAAAGGCCCAUGAGGCAACAGCAAACAGGUAGGUCAGAAGAUGCAUGCACCCCACCACACUGCUUAACCUUUCCAAAAGAAAAGAAUCUUGCUCCACAAGGAAAUGCAUUGUUCUUAAUUAUCAUCUAAGUUGACAUUUCCACUUUAUGUAAUUAUAAAGCUAAGUGAUGUGACAAAGACCUGAUGUUUAAUCUGUCCGUUCAGAAAACUUGGCACACUUCAAAUUUUCCAUUUUUAUAAGAUUCCAGUGUUAGCUAAGACCUUCACUUACUUGAAUAAAUAUGCCUCUAGUAAGACCUCACACCAGCUCAAAAGAAAUUUAAUGUUAUCAUUUGUGUUUCUGAAGUAUUAUCACCAAAAUAACAUGUCUAAAUAAAACUGUAUUAAAACUUGUCAAAGGAAAUAUCAAGUGAAAGAUUAACAUGGAUUUUAUAAUUUAUGUUUGAAUAUGGCUUUGCAAUUGAAAUGCUGUACCUGAAAUGUGAAAUAUAAUUUUUGUAUGAUUUCAUAUCUUAAUCUGAAUAUUCAGAUUACUGACAAUUUAGCCAGAAAAUUAGAUAUUUUUUACUAUUUAUUCUAAAGUCCUUUGUAUUAAAAUAUAGAUUUUCAUGAAUUAGCAAAAGAGCAUUUUAAUUUUCUUUAAAAUUAUUCACUGGGUGAUGUAUAUGAUGGUUUUACAAGUUAUGUGUACCUUAAAAGGUUCCUCAAAAAAUGGGCUUCACAUACUCUUUUUUCCCUACUUUUUUUAUUUGAAAAAUUUUGUUUAAGCAAAUAAAGUCAGCUGAUAAUUUCAAGCCUCUUCAAAAAAAUGGCUAUUUGUUAAUAUGAUAUUAAAUUUCAAUUUUCUCCCUCCACAAGAGGGUGUGAUUACAAAAUCAAUCAAUCAAUCACAGCAAUGAUGAGAGCUCUUUUACCAAGCUUUGUGGCUUUUUACUUUAUCAUAAUGUCCCUUCUCUUCCCAUUUUGUAUUUGCCAAUAGUAAAGUUCAGUGAGCAUUUUCAUCACAAUAUAUGAAAUACUUAUCAUUUGUUUAUUUCUGUAGAAAAUAAAGGGAAUAAUUCCAAAUAUCCCUAAACACAUCAGUGUGAAAUGAAUCAACAUGGAUAAAAUAGUUUUAAAAAGUGAGUGCUCUGUACCCUUCGUCAUUCUGAAAGAAACACUGUCCUGUUCAUUCGAAAUCUCAUGGGGAAAAUUCUAUCUACACUAACCAUCUAGAGCACAUUAAAAUAGUGUUUAUUUCCUAUUGACACAAUUAUUUUAAAAUGAAGUUUUAAGACACUGGGCAAAAAUUUAGUUUUGCAUACCGGUCUCAAACAAUAAGCCUGAAAACCCCAAAUAAUGUUUAUAGAAUAUCAAAUAAUUUUGCAUUAUGGGAGAAAAUCCCCAUAUAGCUAUUUCUUCAGGAGGAAAACACAAUUUCCUUUUAUAUUAAAACAAUGCAACCCUGAUGUUUUUUAAAUCUACAUUUUUCCAUUAAUGACUUAUAAACUUAAAAAUCAAGUACACAAGAAAAAAAAUUUGAAAGAAGACAUGUUUUAUACGUCAUUUAAACUGCCUAAUAUCAAAUAGUUUAUUCUAUUUCACUUUCUAGGGAAAAAACUGCUCCAAAAGAAUGUGUUUUUCUCCCACUCUGGAAAUCAACAUGCAGUCUGAAUCUAACAUUACAGUGCGAGAUGACAUUGAUGACAUCAACACCAAUAUGUACCAACCACUAUCAUAUCCAUUAAGCUUUCAAGUGUCUCUUACCGGAUUUCUUAUGUUAGAAAUUGUUUUGGGACUUGGCAGCAAUCUCACCGUACUGGUACUUUACUGCAUGAAAUCCAACUUAAUCAACUCUGUCAGUAACAUUAUUACAAUGAAUCUUCAUGUACUUGAUGUAAUAAUUUGUGUGGGAUGUAUUCCUCUAACUAUAGUUAUCCUUCUGCUUUCACUGGAGAGUAACACUGCUCUCAUCUGCUGUUUCCAUGAGGCCUGUGUAUCUUUUGCAAGUGUCUCAACAGCAAUCAACGUUUUUGCCAUCACUUUGGACAGAUAUGACAUUUCUGUAAAACCUGCAAACCGAAUUCUGACCAUGGGCAGAGCUGUAAUGUUGAUGAUAUCAAUUUGGAUAUUUUCUUUUUUCUCUUUCCUGAUUCCCUUUAUUGAGGUAAAUUUUUUUAGUCUUCAAAGUGGAAAUACAUGGGCCAACAAGACACUUCUGUGUGUCAGCACGAAUGAAUACUACACGGAACUGGGAAUGUAUUAUCAUCUACUAGUACAGAUCCCAAUAUUCUUCUUCACUGUUAUAGUAAUGUUAAUCACAUAUACCAAAAUUCUUCAGGCUCUUAACAUUCGAAUAGGCACAAGAUUUUCUACAGGACAGAAGAAGAAAACAAGAAAGAAAAAAACAAUUUCUUUAACCACACAACAUGAGACUACAGACAUGUCACAAAGCAGCGGUGGGAGAAAUGUAGUCUUUGGUGUAAGAACUUCAGUUUCUGUAAUAAUUGCCCUUCGGCGAGCUGUGAAACGACACCGUGAAAGAAGAGAGAGGCAAAAAAGAGUCUUCAAAAUGUCUUUAUUGAUUAUUUCUACAUUUCUUCUCUGCUGGACACCAAUUUCUGUUUUAAAUACCACCAUUUUAUGUGUAGGCCCAAGUGACCUUUUAGUAAAAUUAAGAUUGUGUUUUCUAGUCAUGGCUUAUGGGACAACCAUAUUUCACCCUCUAUUAUAUGCGUUCACUAGACAAAAAUUUCAAAAGGUCUUGAAAAGUAAAAUGAAAAAGCGAGUUGUUUCCAUAGUGGAAGCUGAUCCCAUGCCUAAUAAUGCUGUCAUACACAACUCUUGGAUCGAUCCUAAAAGAAACAAGAAAUUUACCUUUGAAGAUAGUGAAAUAAGAGAGAAAUGUUUGGUACCUCAGGUUGUUACAGACUAGGGAAAAGACUAAGUCUCACCAAAUUCACAUUCAGAAGAGUUUUAAAUUUAAAUUGUAAAAAGUGAAAUUACUGCCAAAUGCAAAACAUUUUAAGUACUGGUUAUGUUGUAAAUUUUCAAUGUGAAUGUCAAAUAGAUUAGGUCAUAUAUAUUCAAUUUUUUCAUUACUUAAUGUAUUUGUUGCAUGGCAGUUUGUUAAAGUAAUAUCACGUGCAUAUUUUGUCAGUAUUAUGUCCAUCAGAUAUUUAUGUAAGUCAGAUUUUCUAAAGAAUAAAUACAUAGCCUUAAUACUGUGUGUAACUUCAGAUGUAACUGGCACAUGUAUCCUUGCUUUUAUAUAUAUAUAUAUGUGUGUGUGUGUGUGUGUGUACUGUUUAUAACCAACAAACUAUAGAUACAUUUAUAUGAUGACAGCUAGGAUAGGAUUUCAUGUAAAAACAAAAUUAUGGGCUCAAAACCAUGCAGGAUUUUUUGGACCACUAUGUUUCCUGGUAUAGUAUACUUGCUAUAAUAUUUGAUGUAUCAAAACUAAUGAACUAUGGAUGAAAUCUUAUCAUUUCUUCUGAAUGUAGAAAAUCAUAAGAUUUAUCAGGAUGUUAAAAUUCAUGAACCAGAAAAAAAAAAAAAACAAAUAGCAAA
Messenger RNA from Oryctolagus cuniculus (rabbit), 4943 nucleotides. Lineage: Eukaryota; Metazoa; Chordata; Mammalia; Lagomorpha; Leporidae. The record is from RefSeq and is a predicted model, not a curated record.